Molecule: messenger RNA, 420 nt
Organism: Rotaria sp. Silwood1
Lineage: Eukaryota; Metazoa; Rotifera; Eurotatoria; Philodinida; Philodinidae
Source: the annotation of a GenBank genome assembly
AUGAUUAAUCCUAAAGGUCAUCCAAAAAUCAAGAAUGAUGGUACAUUAGAAACACCAUGGGAAACUUUAAUACGAGAAUUAUGUGAAGAACUUUCAAUUAAACUUAAAAGAAGCAAACGUGAAAAAAUAAUUAACAAAGAAAAUAUUAAUCAUUUUCUUUCUUUAAACAAGGAUAACUUUCUUCAAUGUCGUGUAGAUAGUAGACCGGAUACUAACGAUAGAUCACGACUUAUUGGUCUUUUAAUUGUUCCUGUUGAUGAAAAAAUAUGGAAAUUUACUUUAAAAGAUUACAAAGAAAAUAAGGCUUGUGAAUGGUUAAAUAUCGAUGACAUUAUUCGUAACAAACCCAUAUUUGGACAUGACAUAUACUGUACAUUGCGUCCAUUCGUUCAAUAUGUAAAAGAUCAUCCAGUGUCUUAA